GGCUUUCGGUUGAUAGAAUAUUUGCACAGCAUCAUCUCCAGAAUGAAGUUCAUCGUCCUUUUCGCUGCCUUGAUGGCCUACGUCGUAGCUCAGGAUACGGUCUACACCAACAAAUACGAUAACAUCGAUGUUCUGGAAGUGGUCAAAUCCGAUCGUCUUUUCAAGAACUACUACAACUGCCUGCUGGACCAAGGCAAGUGUCCACCGGAUGCGGCUGAGCUGAAACGUGUCCUACCGGAAGCCCUGGAAACCGACUGCGCCAAGUGUAGUCCCAAGCAGAAGGAGAGCAGCGACAAGGCCAUCGAGUAUCUCUCAGCCAACCGCCCGGAAGAAUGGGCUGCCCUGAAGGCCAAGUACGACCCCGAUAACAAAUACGUCGAGAAGUACCGUGCUGAUGCCGAGAAGUCCGGAAUUAAGCUGUAAGGAUGAGGAUUUCCGGCGCACUGCGACUUGAAGACACAUGCAAUCUAAAACGGCCCUGAAUCAGUUGUUCAAUCUUGUAAUCUGUACCUAUCAAACUAUGCAAAAAUAAAAUCUUGUUUGUUGAUAAA
Molecule: messenger RNA, 551 nt
Organism: Uranotaenia lowii
Lineage: Eukaryota; Metazoa; Arthropoda; Insecta; Diptera; Culicidae
Product: ejaculatory bulb-specific protein 3-like
Exons: 1
Coding region: 43-423 (126 amino acids)
Source: RefSeq, a predicted model, not a curated record